AUGGAGGCAGUCCGACCUGUAGAGCAAGCUCCUCCAUCAUUCGAGCAACAGCAAGAUCUCCCUCCUCCCCCAGCGCCUUUCCCGACAGAUCUGCUGCAAAAUGACAUCGGAUCCUCGUCCCCAUCUGUCGACCAGGCUGAUAUGACCAGGUCAUUGCAAUCAGUCCAGCGCUCAAUUGCGCAGGUCCUCUCUGCCUUUCUCCCAGACGAGCUCGCCCCCGGGCAAGGCAGCCCUUCUCAGCGUAAUGGCAAUGGAGAAUUCCACAGGCUUGGCGAGGAGAGCCAGCUGGCUAGCGCCUUGAUGGAGCUGCUCGAAGUCACCUACGAGCUUGAAGGUCUCGUCCCUCCCCCCAUCACCUCCACGGAAGAACCGACCGAGCUGCCCGACGAUACCCAAACCCUCCCGCCAAACGACCUCGCCUUGAGCCUCAAACAUCUUCAACACGCUCGUUCCACCUCUUUGACCCUCAAUCAGCUCUCUCCCGACUCACCGACCACCCCGAGGCCGACAGAUUUUCAUCCGUCGGUAGGGGAGGUUAGGAGAGAGUUGGCUUGGGCGAGGAUGGAGAGUUUGAGUAAUGUGGUUCUAGAGUUGGUCAAGCAAGGUGCGGAGGGGAUUUGUGGCUUGGUGGAAGGACUACCACCGAGGUAUGAGAGGCAUGAGAGUGAUGUGGGACUGCCGAGCUAUUCAGAUUUCCCUCCGACCUCUACACAGUUGGCAGACUCGACUUUGAAGGCUCCAGACUCGAAGAACCGCGCUUCUCUAGAUACGAUUGCUCCGGAGAGACCAACAGCACAGAGGGAAAAGAUGCUCAGCGAUUUUGAAGCUGUUACUUUGGCUAUCGAACGUCUGUACGACGCGGCACCUCGCUUCCAAAAUCAGCGCGUUGAGAUCAAACCUCGUGCUGCUCGUAGAACCUCAGAGACUAUGAAUGGAGCGCGGGCGAGGGAGCUGAGGCUGGAAGAUAGUGAAAAGCUUGAGAGAGUGAAGAGGAAAGAGCUUGAUGAGAUAUGGAUGUUGAUGAAUGGAGGGAGGUACGAGGUGAUGGAGGACCAAAGGGCUAAAUCAGAAGGUCUCAGUGCGAGAACAAAGGAGAGAUUCAUUACGAGAAUCGUAGAGCAAAGUGAAGCUAGCCGCUUGACUGAACAGGAUUCCAAGAUGGGCUCGGUCGACGCAGAGCUUGCUCGAGCUCGCGAUUUGAAAGAUAAAGACAUUUUCUUGCGAGACCUCGUUGAACAAUCGGCCGGCGGCAGGAUGAACAACCAAGACGCCGACGCUCCCCUCUCCGACCUCACCGCCGCCUCCCUCGCCAAAAAACAAGCCCUCCUAUCCACCCUCAUCUCCCACACCGCCACCACCCGCCUCAAAUCGCAAGACUAUCCGACAACCCUCGAAGAUCGGCUGACGCAAAAGCACGAGCAGUUGGUAGAUACGCUGCUUGAAGUCGGCUCGAGGAGGCUGCCGGAUCAGGAUAGUCUGCCGCCUACGCCGAGAGGAGCGAGGUAUGAGGAGAGCGAGACGGAUCCGUUCGAGGAGGUCAGUGUGACGGACUUUUUGAAUUCGUCGAGGCCGCCCUCGCCACCCUCGAAGAGUAGCGAGAAGGAGAAGGGAGACAAGAUGUUGAGGGAGAGAUCCAAUUCAGAAGGAGGUGGAAAGAGCAAGUUGGUCAGUAAGAUUGAGGGGGCGGUCAGAAGAGGGAGCGUGCAUCUCGGUUUGAAGUCGGCACCGUCGUUUGAUGUCAACAGUAUUAGCUAUGUGGCUGAGCAUCAAGAAAACCUUCGUUCUGUCCAAAUCAUCCUCCAAGGCUCCGGCCUCUCCAACCUCGACCUGACUCUCGGGACAGCCUUCACCGACCAAGGCCAGUCUACUACACAGGCCAUUGCAACAUCCGAACGCGACCCCUCCGUCAACUUUCCAAUUACUCUUCCUGCGCCGGUGCACACGGGUCAAAGCGUACAGGUCGUACAGCAGGGCCUGAGCUGGGAGUGCAAGCUUGCGGCUGUAGCUCUGCCCCCGGCUGCACAGUCGCUUACCAUCGCGCAUGCUCUCUCUGCCCCCGACUUUCGUCGUAUCAAGCCUUCCCUCCUCACUUGUACCGCGUGCGAACGCCCUCUCUCAUCUCUCCCGUCCCCGUACUCCUCAACCCUUGAACAGUCUUACAAAGACCUCCCAAGUCAGCAUUGGGCAGAGAUGAUUGAUAUCUGGAUGUGUCACGAUGACCCGACCUUUACGGGGAGGUUGGCAGGGAUGGUGGAGGAAGGGUUCUGGCCCAAGGAGGGAGGGGUGCUUUGCGGGGGUAGUUGGGUGUUGGUUGAGGAGUGUAGAGGCAGGUGGGAGAAUUUGAAGGCUGGUGAAGGCAAUGAGAACGACUCCUGGCGCCCCAUUGCUUGCAAGUGCGGCGAAGUCGUCGGCAAACAACGAACCGAUGAUGGAAAGCCAGGAGCUGGCACUUUACGGCUCUCCAAAUGGGCCGUAGGGCUUUUGAGAGAUGAUAUCCACGCCGAGGAUGACGCUGCUAAUCCACCACUAAUAAGAGCACCUCUGUCCGUGUUUGUGGUCUCUGACAUGCUCGAGCUUGCUCAGGCGCAUGCUAGCUAUAGGUUCAUCAUCUCGGACGAAGAGACGCAAUCCAAACGAUUGUAUAUCUGGCUAUUCAACAGCUCGACCUCCAUUUCGUAUUGCAAAGGCCAUCAGCCCGCUGGGCCUGCGUCGCCUCUCCCUUCGCCUUUGAGAUCAUCUUUCAAGCCGAAUGGGGGCAGUGAGAGAAGGAGUCUCAAAUCGCGAAGAUCUUCUCUGGCCUCGGUCACAGCCAAGACCGAAGGGAGCGGGGGCGAUGAGAAGAGGAGCAGGGUGCUGAAGGCUGUCAAGGUCAUGUUCAAGUCGGCAGAGGAAGUUAUCGACGGCCGACCACCCCUUCCGGGCUUUGCUGGUACGAACCAGAUCGAGCACCUCGCCUACCCCGCUGAAGUGUGCACCCGGCUGGAAAUGAUCUUGAAAGAGAGCAACAAGGUGUAUCCAGCGAUGAAGAGGGGUAUGGGAGGGUUCGACGUCGGGUUUUUGGAGAGGGUCUGA
This is a messenger RNA of Cryptococcus wingfieldii CBS 7118, 3072 nucleotides long. RefSeq lists its product as hypothetical. The coding region runs from base 1 to 3072 and encodes 1023 amino acids. The transcript has 8 exons. The record is from RefSeq and is a predicted model, not a curated record. Lineage: Eukaryota; Fungi; Basidiomycota; Tremellomycetes; Tremellales; Cryptococcaceae. Gene Ontology annotation, molecular function: ubiquitin conjugating enzyme binding; ubiquitin protein ligase activity; cyclin binding. Gene Ontology annotation, cellular component: nucleus; ubiquitin ligase complex; cytosol. Gene Ontology annotation, biological process: protein autoubiquitination; protein polyubiquitination; protein monoubiquitination.